AUGUCAAACAAUUCAUUUAAAACUUUUCAACAACUUUCUCAACAGAAUUCAAGAAAAACAAAAAGAUAUGAAAAUUUAUUAAAAAUGAAGAAAACUUCAGAAGAAUUAGCAGAAUAUUUUGAUCAAUUGGCUUUACAAAUUCAACAGUUAAAUGAAGGAUGUGAAGUUAUUGGUAAUGUGCUUCGUAAUUGGCAGAAUGUAUUUAACUUUGUUCAACCUGAAAAUAUUACAGCUCAAAACUAUUCAAAGAUCACUUUAAAGAAACCUGAUUCUUCUAAUAAUGACAUUUCUAAUGUAUAA
Messenger RNA from Entrophospora candida, 300 nucleotides. Lineage: Eukaryota; Fungi; Glomeromycota; Glomeromycetes; Entrophosporales; Entrophosporaceae. The record is from the annotation of a GenBank genome assembly.